This is a messenger RNA of Phragmites australis (common reed), 2850 nucleotides long. RefSeq names its product protein RBL-like. The transcript has 4 exons. Bases 700 to 2514 code for a protein of 604 amino acids. The record is from RefSeq and is a predicted model, not a curated record. Gene Ontology annotation, molecular function: protein binding. Gene Ontology annotation, cellular component: Set1C/COMPASS complex. NCBI's taxonomy places the organism in Eukaryota, Viridiplantae, Streptophyta, Magnoliopsida, Poales, Poaceae.
UCUCCUUGCGAUUCUCGUAGGGGAUUUUUGCUGGGCUGGAUUGGGACGUGAUGAUUCGGGCGAAUCUUUGGGGAAUCUGGUUGGGUACGUUGCGGAUUCGUGAUGUUUUUACGGCGAUUCGAGGUGGAAUUUUAGGGUUUUAGGUUGGAUUUGCGGGGAUUAGUGCUGCUCUGUUUCUUUCCUAGAAUUCCCCCUCGUUUAGGUGAUUUGAAACUCGAAAUUUUGGGAUUUUGGGUGGAAUUACCGUACGGGUGAGUGGGUUUCGAUAUGCUGAUAACCCCAUGUUUUGCCCUAGAAUGUAGGUAGUUUUCCGGUUACAUUAGUGAUUAUUUGUUUCUGGCGAGUGCUUCUGCUGGUUUUUGUGUUUUGGUGGCACCAAAAUAAAGUGUUAUUUACAGGUUCAACGAGGGUUUUGGAUUUAGAUUGCUUCGCUAGAAGUGUCACAUGUAAAAUUUGUACGUCUUUGGUGCUGCUUUUCAUUUGUAUGCAGAUGAAUUGGAGAAAAUCGGCAAAUUUGGUCAAGUCUAGGAAAUGAUAGGCACAUUUUCUGGCAGUUUUUUUUAAUUUAAUGAUAAGAUGCAAUUCAUUAUGUUUCAGAGAAUCAGCCAGUGUACACAUCAGUAGCAGUAAUAUAGAUUACUAAAAAAAUCCCUUAAAAAAAUCCCCUAAACACCACACGGCAGAGAAGGAAGUUAAGUCAUGCCUGCUAUUUGCGAAAUACUUGUGGAUAGUUUGUGUUUAGAUUUCUAUGUUGAGAAUAAAUAUGAAAAAAUAUCUCCAAUAUAUUUUAGUGUUCUGUUCUGUGUUGGUGUAGAUCCAUAUCAGGGUGAAUUUCCCGAGACAAUUGAGGAGUACUUGCAUCAUGGGAGUAUGAAAUGCAUCUCGUUUAACCGUACCGGAACUCUUCUUGCUGCUGGAUGCUCAAAUGGUAGCUGUGUUAUCUGGGACUUUGAAACUAGGGGACUUGCAAGAGAAUUUCGUGAUAAAGAUUGCACUGCACCUAUAACAAGCGUCUCCUGGUCCAAGUAUGGCCACCGUUUGCUUGCCUCUGCUACUGACAAGUCAUUGACACUUUGGGAUGUGUCAACUGGGGACAAGAUUGCCCGUAUAACUCUUCAGCAGACUCCAUUGCAUGCCUGUCUUCAUCCUGGUUCUCCCACCCCAUCUAUUUGUUUGGCAUGUCCUCUGUCUUCUGCACCUCUUCUUGUUGAUUUGAACACUGGAAGUACCACAGUUCUCCCUGUUUCUGUAUCUGAGAAUGGUAACCCCCCUGCACCUAAUCCUCGUAAUAAAUUCGCGGAUGGUACCCCACCUUUUACACCAACAGCUGCAACAUUCGAUAAGCACGGGGAUCUGAUAUAUGUGGGCAACUCCAAGGGAGAAAUUUUAAUCAUAGAUUCAAAAAGCAUCGAGGUACAUGCAGUAAUUUUCAUCCCUGGUGGAACUGUAGUUAAGGAUAUUGUUUUCAGCAGGGAUGGCCAAUAUCUGCUGACAAAUUCUAAUGAUCGGGUCAUUAGAGUCUACAAGAAUCUUCUGCCUGUUAAAGGUUCUGGAGAGGAGAUUGGAAACAUAAGCAACAACAAUAAUGACUAUGAAAGGCACUAUGAUAAGCUAAAAGCAAUUGGUGCAAGCUGCCUAGUUCUUUCUUGUGAACUUUCAGAUGCCAUCACAAAGAUACAGUGGAAGGCGCCAUGUUUCAGUGGUAAUGGUGAGUGGAUUGUUGGUGCUUCUGCAAACAAAGGAGAGCACAGGUUGCAAAUAUGGGACCAAGCAGGGCGCCUUGUAAAGAUACUUGAAGGUCCAAAGGAAGCUCUCAUAGAUCUUGCUUGGCAUCCUGUUGAACCUACAAUUGCUACAGUUUCUGUAGCAGGCCUUGCAUACAUUUGGGCCAAGGAGCAUGUAGAGAAUUGGAGUGCGUUUGCUCCCGACUUUGUGGAGUUAGAAGAAAAUGAAGAGUAUGUUGAACGAGAGGAUGAGUUUGACCUGAAUGGAUAUGAAGAACAGGCUGAGGAAGUAGUGAUAGAUGAGAAUGCUGAUAUUGAUGUUGAGACGUGUAAGAAGAAUGCAAUGUUCAGUGAUGUGGAGGAUUCUGUGGAUGAGAUUGUCUUCUUGCCAGCAGUUCCUUCCCCAGAUGAUCCUGAUGAGCAGCUGGACAAAUGCCUUGGAAGCUCAUCAAAGUUGGAGGACAGCAACCAUUCUGGUUCUCCAUCCUCAAUGGAUGCUGCACAGAUUGGUCAGGUCAUUCCUCCAGCAUCAAGCCCAAUGGAAGUGGAUAACUCUACUGCUGAAGACCCAGCGGACGGGACAAACUCAAAGCGGAAGCGGCGGCUGUCAGCAAAGGGGCUUGAGUUGCAGCAGGCUGAGAAGGGCAAAAAACCAACUAAGAAUAAGGCCAACGGCAAGUCCACGAAUUCCAAUGGCAAGCAGAUGGAAUUUGCCAAUGGAAACAGCUCUGCUGUCGAUGAUGAAGCAACUGAGGAUGAUGAGGUUAACAUUGAUAACCAGUGUUUCUGACGGAGGACAGUAGACGGGGGAAUAGGAAAAGCUAUGCAGUAUGCCCCCCCCCCCCCCACAACCCCAAGGGAAAGGAUCUGUGGCAUGCUUAGACAUAAUAAAUGUCUUUCAAAUCUGUGUUCUUGCAUGUAAGUUGAUGUCGCUGUUUCUCUUAGCCCGUAUUUGCUCUAGAUGUUUUAUCGAUAUGGCUUCACAUGUUAAGCGUAAUUCCUUGGUGGCGGAGGUGAUGGGUAUAUUGGUGAAUGCUCAUAUGAUCCUUGAGCACAUGGUUUAUGUUGUACAUGGUGGAGACAUGUUUUAAGCUAUUCUCAGUUGAUCAGUUAGUAUACUUUCUUA